CAUUUCCCAAUAAACGGGAUGGGUCAAAGGAUAUGUAGCACCCAGGGACUUAACUCCCCCUUGAGUCAUCGGUGUCCAUCAGGAAGGCGAAUGCGCAAAUCGGGAACCGGACCGUUGGUGUGAUCGGGUGGCCUCGUGUUUGCCCCCACAUCAGUCAUCAUUAACACUCUCCGCUCUGACUCCCCAGCUUUGCAAGACACCCGCACUUUGUAGAAAACUGAAUGCUCGGUCAAGCUGUGCAUGAAAGCAUCACAGAUGUUCAUGGUGGUUUUCUCUUACAAGAAGGAGGAACACUAGGACUGCUGGUGGUCAAUGGAGGGGCUGAAUUUCCAUGGGUUCGAGGGCAAGAAACAACUCAUCAGAUUUCAAAUACAUAUUCCCGAUGAACCUAGAAACUUACUCCCAGAAUGGCUACAGAUACAUACAUAAGAUGGCAAAGAUAUAUCUGGAUGGGGAGGCUGUGGCCAUUACAGCACUGUUACAGGGAAAAAUCGAAGAUGCCUGAUGUUUGUUAAUGGGGGAUCGGUUUCAUAAAUUUUGUCAUGUCCCUACAACGAGCUACUAUGCAGCUGUGAAAAAGAGAUGAAGUAGUUCCGUGAGGUAUUUAUAAGGUGGAAGAAAGAGCUUUUUAAACAAAAACCAAACAAACAGAAACUCAAAAAAAACAUUGUGGGUGUGUGUGUAAGUGUGCAUGCUCACACAUUGGAAAGAACACACGCCAACGGUGGUUACCCUUAGGAAGCAGAACUGGUUAAGGAGAAAGCGAAAGGAGGCGGUCGGCAGGGACCUCUGUUUUACUCACUCCUACAUCCCAGCAUCUAGGACACUGCCUGGCCUGGGCUGGGGACUCAAUAAGCAUUUGAUGAACAAAGAGAUUAGGAAGUUGAUUUGUGUUAUGCAGAGCUUGUAUUACAGCUGUAAUUUUUUAAAAUAAUGAUUUUUAAAAACAGAGGAAAAGAAGUACUCAGUAAAUGCAGAAUGAAAAUAUUCUUUUUAAAGAUGGAAAGGAAUUCGAAGAAGAAAGGAGAAAAAUAAUGUACUGUUUCCUCCCCAAGCCCUGGCCUUCAAGAGGUGUUAAGAAUGGAGAACAGAUUUUCAUGGUCUUCAGUCACUGUGGACAUUUCCUGCCAUCACACACUGUGCUUUCAGCUCAAAUGACAUAUCCCACCUGGUCACAGCUCUGGUUAGAGGUCUUGGCAAGGUCUGUGUCCAGGUAGGCCACUCCCCGUGAUGUAUGUUACCACGGAGGCCCCCUCCACACCAGCUUCCGACACCUCUUUCAAAAGGGAAGGUGUUGAUUUCUUAAAAGCUUUUGAAUACUUCAGAUUUUCUAACUCCCUGGGCUGCCAGGCAGAGAAACAGACAGUUGUUACACAGAACAGCUGCCGCUCAUCGGCGCUGGCGACAAACGCCAGAAGGAAGCUGGCUGAGUGUUCUGCCGCAGCCCCUGGGGAUGCUUUUCUGGAACAACUGGCCCAAAGCUAGGCCUGGCAUGCUCAGCUGCCAUCUGAGCAGCUGACUCAGAGCAGGGCCUUGCUGAUGGUUCCUCCAAGAACAAGUGGCUUUUGCUGAAGUCAAUUUGAGUUUCUUUUCAAAGGCCCUAAAGAAACAAAAACCUCAAAGGCCAUUUCCAUCUCUCCCUAAAAGGAAAACAGAUGCAAUGUCUGCUGUUGGCCAGGUGUCCCUAACACCCAGGAUGGCGCCAGGCUCCUAUGAGGUGCUCAAUAAACCUUUGUUCAAUGAGUGAAGUGACAAGGUACAUCAUAAGGCUUCAUAACCAUGGGCUUCACGAUCAACUUCUAGACUGACAUUGGUAUAGAAGGAAAGAUGUGUUUACUAUCCCAGCUUAACUCAGGACAGGGUCAGAGCCUUAGCUGCGAGAUUUGUCCUUGCCAUGAAGCAUGUCCGCAGUGGGAGCCCUCACUUGUGCAGGCUGCAGGAAUCGACAGAAACCACAGCGACCGAAGGGGAAUUUAGAAACCAGGGGCUCUUCGUCACUCGAGUAGGUUCCCCAGGUGGCUCCAGCAGAACACCGGGGGAACGUUCCUGCCUUUUAUUUCUGUUGAAGUUUCCUCUAUGGCUGCCCUGUCAACAUUUUUGCUCCCUCCUUCCCCACUUUUCUUUAUUGCCUUGUCUGUGCUUGGGGGUCUCUCAGAGCGAGAGGUGCGCUCUGUGGCUUAGAAAUCAGGAGUCCUGGCUCACGCGGCUUCCGGGGCAGCCACGGCUGUGCUGGGGGUCAGAAAUAUCACAAAACCCCUCUGUACUUCUCUUUCUUGCUUAGUGUCAUGAGAGGGUUGGACCUGAUCAUUUCCAAGGUCACCUUGAGUUGAACCUUUUGGUGAUUCUAAAUAAUCUUGCUUUUACCUCUACUACAAGAAGGAAGGAGACAGAAGAAAUCGAAGAUGAUAAUCAGUCAAGAAUCCUGCAAUUCACAGAGUAGGCAGACAUCUGCUCCCCACUGGUGCAAUCUAGCGGGUAGCCCUGAGUCUGAGACUGCCCAGGAAAUGCGUUCUGAGCAGAAGUGGUCGUUGAUAGAACGAGGCAAGUCCAGCCACUAGCUUUGAGCUGCUUUCCUACGGGCAGUUCACAGGCUUGGAACAUGACCUGGGCCAGCCAUUUCACAGAUUCCUUUUAUACCUGGGUUGACUAUCUCUAGGUUAAAGUUGGCCAAAAAUUAAAAACCAAGAGGGUAGAAAUAUGUCACUUUUCCCAAAUGUCCUAAGAGAGGAGUCUACGUGUCAGAAUCAGACGUCUCUAUAGCUGGAAGAGACCCCGGUGAGCCUUUAGAUUGGAACAACUCCUCUUUUUACAAAUGAAGAAAUUGAUUCCCAGGGAAGUGAAAAGGCCUGUCCAGGUCACAUGGCUGAUGAGACUAAAGCUUACUUAUCAUGUCUGUGCAUGUCUGUCUACGCCCCCAGAUGGCUAACGACCGAAGGCAGAGCCCUUGUCCUAGGCAUGUUGGCAUGCCCUUGAUCUUCCUUUGCCUGACUCUGUGGCUGACACUAUUCUUUGCAUUAUUUUUUUGUUAAAGUUUAACCUAUAGAUCCUAAGGGUACAGCUCAGUCACUAGUAUCCAGGUCAAAAAACAGAACCAACUACCACCUCAGAAGCCCCUCGCACCUUCUCCAAGUCACUUCCCCCCAGGGUAACCACUCUCUUGAGCUUUGUCUUACUUUUCGUUCCAACUUCCUUAACAUAAUAUGCUGGCCUGGCUUUUUUUUUUUAAUCAUCAUAUAAAGAAUAUAUUUGAUAUGAGUUUAAAUUCGGAGAGGGGAAUCUUUAGUAGUUUAAGUGAAAAGGGUCAGAUUUCCUAAUGAAAUUGCUCUCAGACCCACUAGUUCCUGAACUGGACUUUCCUUCUGUCCCCUUAAACCUUUGAAACCUUGUUUCUCAGACAUGUUCCUUUAUUGGUUGCCAUCUUGAACCUACGAUUUCUAAGAAACCCUGGGCGUUUUUGAACCAGCUUCCUUCCACCUAAAAUUCCACACACAGGAAACUCCCUUUGCUCUCUGUAGGUGGUCUUGUAGGCAUGUGUGACCCACAAAGUCAGCUACACAAAUAAAAUGGCCUGGGGUCACAGGGGAGCAGUAGGCGACAGAUGCGUGUUUGGAAAGGCUCUUGUGGUUGCGGGGAGCUUGGUGUGUUCGAAUAAGCGGGGGCAGGGAGGAAGGAAGAGCAGAGGUGAUAGCUGGUGGCAAGGGACACGUCAUGCAUGGUCCGGUCCCUGGGGUUGGGCAGGGCAUGGUCUGGUGGGAGCUUGGACUUAACUCAGAGCACAAUGGAGGACCAUUGACGAGCUUGUCCUACACCAAUCAGCCUGAGACCAGCAGGGACAAAGUCAGGUUCAUUGACCCGCCGCAGAGACGGGGAUCAUAGAGCAGAGGAAGCACAGGCUGUGUCGCAGAAGAGGCACAGCAUCACUAUGGGGUUGGGGGAAAGGUGGGGUUUAGGUGAAACGUAAAUGAAGCCCUAUCUUGAUAAGAUCUGUGCAAAACAGGGCAGUGAGUAAAGGGGUCAGUGUCAGCUUGGACUGCAAAGCGGACGCAGGCUGCUCUCUGCUCGGAACCACAACGUUAGGAUAGAUGUGGACUGUCGUGUCUGAUGCUCUUUAUCUGAAGCUCUGUGCGGGGGCCGGGAAUGGAGGCUGCUUCUCUGGCAAGCGUGGGAUGUUUCCUUCUUCCUGACGGAACUCCAGACAGCAAUGCUUCUGAGAGCCUAGGAUUUUAGAGAACCAGUGAGUUAGAAAGCAGUUGUCUCUCAGAGGGAGGUUGUUUCGACACGCGACAGCUGAGCAAGUCCUUGGAGAAGCAUUGGUCCUGUCCACUUGCAGCUGCUCCAUCUGCAUCUCUUAUUCUGACCUGAGGAAUGGUGGGACCCACUCGGCCACUACCUACUGUCUCAAGCCAUACACAUUCUUUCAGCAAAACAAACAAACGGAUACUAGCGCUUACCCCAUGCCAGGCACAGAGCUGGGUUACCGUCGGGAACAUAGGGACCCUCAGCAUCCACUGCCCUCUAAAACCGCCCACUCCCAGGCCCCCCCCCCCCCAGAGACCUUCUAGUUCAAGAGGUCUGAGGUGGAGCCCUGGCAACGCCACUAUUUUAAAAUUUGCCAGUUCAGACCCGGCCAGGCUUGGAUGCUGCCACCCUGGAGCAGCCGGCAGGGUGCCCGCCCCAGAGUCAACAUCAGCGAGUUCCAGGGGGUUGACUCGAAUCCCGAGUUCCCAUUUACAGGCACAGACUCCACGGCUGAGACACGUUCUGUUUUCCACAGCAGCAAGGGCAACAAGUGACCAAGUGCCCUUCAUCUGAUUGGAGGUCCAGCCCUUUGUGGGGUAAAAUCCAGACUCCUUCACAGGACGUUUCCGACCCCACCUCUCUCCUCCCUUUGCUCGCUUUUCUCCAGUCACUUUCGAUCCUCGGAAUCACCAAGUCCCCUCCUGCCUCCCACUGUUGCCAGUGAAAGCUGCGGGCCACAGCCUUCUGCUCGCCUCCUGCUCCCUAUCAGCUCUCAGCCCAGGCGACACGGCCCACGACAGGCCUCUGCUUCCGCCCCAACCCCAUUAGUCCCUCCACUUCAGACCCUAAAGCCCCUCUGCCUGUCUCGUUCGCAGCAGCAUCCUCAGCAUCACCGGAUGAACAAUAAGCCAGGAGUCGAAUCACAGCCUCAGAUCCCUAGAGAACAUCAGAGCCCUGGGAAGCUGGUGGGGACUGCAGAUCCCGGGACUUCCCCUCAGGACUCAGAGGCCCUCCUCACAAUUCCCAGACCUGCCUGGGCCUCGCUGCCAACUCUGCCUUCCCAGGUGUAUGACGUGCCUGCCCAGAGCCGGGGACCACCAGCCCUGAAGGAGCCAGAGAAACAGCAGGUGUAUGACAUACCCGCCAGCCCCCAAAAGGCAGUACUCGGUGCCCCAGCCGGCCAACCAGGCGGCCAGAGUGUUCCCCUGACAUCAACAAUUGCCUUGAGGAGAGGCGGCUACAACACGUUACCGAGCCCUCAGAAAUCAGAAUGGAUUUAUGACACUCCAGUGUCUCCAGAAAAAGCCAAUAUAAGGAAUGUAUCUCUAACCAGCUUUGUGGAAGAAUCGGAGUGCCACGCUCUCCCCAGGUACAUGUCCAGUUUUCAAAGUCCUCUGAAUAGCAGAGAAAGAUCCCUCACUCCACACCUGCAUAAAAAUGCGCCCAUGCAGAAAAAACUCAGCCUUCCAGAAAUACCUUCUUAUAGCUUUCCAGCCCCACGGGACACAUUCCCUUUGGAUGAGGCUGUCAGCUAUAAGGUUCCUUCAAGCUUUCUGAUUCCUCGAGUGGAACAGCAGAAUACCAGGCCAAACAUUUACGACAUCCCUAAAGCCAUGCCAAGUGUCCCUCAGGCUGGGAAAGAGCCGAGAAAAGCCGAUGGGGCUUCAGAGAAUUCCAUGGACCAUAAUUCCUCGUGGUUCUCCAGACGGGCCACAUCGCUAUCUCCUGAAUCAGACAGAUUAUCCAUUUCCAGUUCUGACAGCAGAGCCAGCGUCAUUUCUUCAUGCUCCUCCACAUCCACCGACUCUUCUUCUGGCUCCUUCUCGGAGGAGGCAGUAAAGGAACUCUCCUUGGACCUGGACUUGGCCAAAGAGACAGUAACAGCUCUGCAGCACAAGGUGGCCAGUUCUGUCGCAGGCCUGAUGCUCUUCGUAAGUAGGAAGUGGAGGUUCAGAGACUAUCUGGAGGCCAACAUCGAUGCAAUCCGCAGGGCUGCCAACCACAUAGAAGAAUCUUUGAGAGAAUUUCUGGAUUUUGCCUGCAGAGUCUGUGGAAUCGCAUGUAACCUCACCGACAGCAACCUUGAGGCCAGAAUUAAGGAUCAGCUACAGACCAUCUCCAACUCCUACCACAUCCUGCUUGAAACAAAGGAGAGCCUGGACCGCUGCGACUGGCCCCUGGAAGUCCUUGUGACUGACACAGCCCAAAACAGCCUGGACGACCUUGAGAGAUUUGUCAUGGUGGCGCGGCUGGUUCCAGAAGACAUCAAGAGGUUUGCUUCCAUUGUCAUUGCCAAUGCGAGACUCCUUUUCAAGCAGAAUUGUGGAAAGGUAGAGACUGUACAAUUGACACCAAAUGCAGAAUUUAAGCUUGCAAAAUGCAUCCAGCUGCCCCAAAGGGAAAGAGAAUCAUACCAAAGCGGUGCUCCUUCUAACGAGGAAAGGGAAAGUGAACGCUCCCCUGAACUAUUAAAGAAAAACAGGACAAAUGUCUGUGAACAGAAGUUGCCUAACCUAGAAGAGAAGGAAAAACCCAUCUUGGAAGAAAGGUUGGAUGAAAACAAAGACUUAGAAACACAGAAUCCUAGCUGCCUUGUCCCCCGAUCUUUGAGUCAGCAGACGCCUGAGAAGAAAAUCCACCUUUCUGAACAUUGCCGCCUCUAUUUUGGGGCGCUUGUCAAAGCCAUCGGUGUAUUUACCAGGAGCCUCAGCAACAGCCAGCCCCCAGAGAUCUUCAUCACACAGAGCAAGCUCAUUAUCAUGGUGGGGCAGAAGCUGGUGGACACGCUGUGCAAGGAGACCCAUGAGAGGGAUGUGCGCAACGAGAUCCUCUGUGGCAGCAGCCACCUUUGCAGCCUGCUCAAGAACCUCGCGCUGGCCACCAAGCACGCCGUGCUCAAGUACCCAAGCCCUGCAGCCCUGGGGCAGCUCCAGGCCGAGGCUGAGAAGCUGGAGCAACACACACGGCAAUUCAGAGGGACGUUGCAAUGAGCCUCCUCCCUCCCUCCUUCUCGCCAUUAACCUCUUAGCUUCAGCUUCACAUCCACAACCUAUACGAAUCUGUCCUAUGGGAGAAGCCAGCCUGGAGAUACACCAAUGAGAAGAAACAGCCACGGAGUGCCAAAGCCAGUAUUACAAGUGGCUAGGCAACCCCAGGACAUUGACUUAUCCCAGAGAGAGUCAGGUCCUUGCUAAGUUUUUUAGCAUCUCAUGAAGGGUCAGUGUAUGCAGUGACAUACAAACCAAUUUUUAUAUUGGUUAAAUGUGUGCCUGUUUUAAACUCAUUCAUUCAAUGCUUAUUUCUUGGGCACCUAGGGUAUGUCAAAUUCUAGGUGCUGGGUUUAUAGCAGUGAAUCGAAUAGCAGAGGCCAUGCCCUCAGAGGCUUAAAAUCCAGAGGUAAAACAGACAACAAAGUGAUGGCGGGAUACAUAACAUUUACACUGUAUCAGGGACUAGAGAGAAAAUAAAGUUGGAGGACAGGAGGAGACUUAUUUUCUUUCAAAUGAUUAAUUUCUGUUGCAUCCGUUAGAAAAUGUGAGAAGUUUUUCAUUUGGAUUGAAUUAACUCUGUGAGAUUGGUACAAAUUAUGUAUCUGCAUCUUAUACCAAAAAUAUGUAUUUGUUUGCUAUUUUAUCUCAAGUGAGUUCAAGAUAUAUGCUAUGUUUAUAACAUAACAUGUUCUGUUGGGUUCCCUAUUAAUUUAUUUUGUAUGUUAUAGAUUCUGUGUUGAUAAAUUCAAUAUGCUCAAUUAGAAAAGGUUUAUACCUCAACAGUCUCAAAUCUGUUACCGUUUAUAAUGUUAUGUAAUAGAAUCAUGAACUGAAA
Messenger RNA from Equus caballus (horse), 8064 nucleotides. NCBI's taxonomy places the organism in Eukaryota, Metazoa, Chordata, Mammalia, Perissodactyla, Equidae. The record is from RefSeq and is a predicted model, not a curated record.